AUGACAAUACAACUUCUCUACCAAGCAGACGAUCCUGCUCAACAGAAUCGAAAACUCGAUAAGAUGCCGUCGUCUAGUAUUUCCGGCGCAAAAAAUGCAGCCGCACCGCAGGGUGAUUCACCCGCAACACCCCUCCCCCCGCUCGCCGCGUUCGCGACCACCCACUGCGACUACCGAGCGGCCUACAUUCCGCUGUUUCUCCAAAACCUCGGAAACGAAUGGCACCCGGAGACGAACCCGGACGGCAAGGUUGCGCUGUGCGUCGCGGAGAACAAACUGAUGGAGGCCAAUUUGCAAGACCGGAUUGCGGAAGUGUCGCUCGGGAAGAUCAUGACGAAGCUGCAGAAAGAUGCGGAGAAAAGGCAACGCAAGAACUUUUAUCUCUGCGGUUUUGGCGGAUGCUCUUCGUCCUCCAAAGAAACUUCUGCUUCUGACACCGUUUUGAAAACGAAAACUGGCGACUCAACCACGGACGAUGCCGUUUUGUACCACAUGCCGAGCUCCAUGCUGCAUUACCACAAUUUUUCCGGAUCGGAGGCCAUUCGGGCGGCGUUUGCGACUGUGCUUGAAAAGUACGUUUUCAACACCGCCUUGGAAUUGAUCUCAACGCUACCGACAAGUAUGAAAGUCGAUCCCGACUGCCUUUCCAUCACGAACGGCUGUACUAGUUUGAUCACCAGCUUGGCCCGAGUAAUUUGUGAGCCCAUCGAGGGACGAGACCAGGAGCCAGAAACGAAACCACCGAGGACCCAGGAAUCCUCCACCGAAAUUGACGAUGUGCAUCUUCUUGUUUCGAAGAAACGACGUCGAGAUGCGGUGAUGUACUUCACCCCCCGCUACCCAGGUUUCGCCACGGACAUUACCGGUUUCGGGCAGGUCGCAAGGGUUGGGGUUCCGCUGGCGUUCAAGAAGAAAAAAGCAAUGGACAAGGAAGAUAUUAGUACAACAAACAACAUGGAUAGUAGAACAAGCGACGAUUGUUCUACUUCUCUACAAAUAGAGUGCAGUCUUCCGUCCAACGAAACGCUGGACCAGUACUUUGAGGACGAUUUCCCAAUCGACAAGCAGCACAACGUAUCCUGUGCAACAGUAUCGUCCUCGUAGUAUAUUGCCAUUGCAGUCAUGAUGCGACACAAAUCUAUCUCUCUACCUCAUCUAGCAUGACAAAGGGCGUUUUUUUUUUGAGAAAAUUUGUAAUGCUAUCUGUGCUAGUGCUAGUUGUAGUCCUAGUGUAGUGCGAUACAAUUCUGCUGCAAUGCAUACAGCUGCAACUUGAAGGCCUUGCUUCUGUGCAGCCCGGACAACCCCACGGGGACGGUGUGGAAGCGCGAGGAGCUGGCAAGGAUUGUGGCAUGGUGUCGGGCAAAACAAAUCUAUAUCCAGCAAGAAACGCCCAUCCCCAUCCAGUUUCUGCAUGGGAAGCGCUGGACUUGUUUGAUGCAUGCUUUGCAUGAUAAGUUGGAUGGGGAUGCUGAGACUUUUUCUGUGGAUAGUCUAUCUGCUGUCCGACGAAAUUUACGGCGCCUCGGUUUUCGAGGAAGUCGGCGAGCAGAGCGGCGGGGAUGAGCGCAACAAGAACCGCGAAACCAAGCACCUCAGCUUGUGUAACGUGGCAGACUGCACGUUCUGGGGGCUCUCGAAGGACUUUGCGAGCAGCGGCUCCAGACUCGCCUGCGCGUACUUUCCGAAGCUGCACCAGGGUCGUUCGAAGCUGGGAGAGAUGUUCCGAGAAGUGAACAUGGUGAAUUCUGUAGCGAAGUGAAAAAAAUCACUCUGCUCCUCAUAUUCAAACAUGGCGGAUCUGCAUACACAAUCAUACAGAAUUUCUGUCUUGCAGGAAGGACAAGGACGAACUGCAGCCAGAUUGCUCUCAGUCCGUGCAGAGGCGGCGCCGUUAGGGGCUAGCGGUUUAGGAUGGCAAGUUUGUUCCGUUUUCGAUUUGGGGGGUCCCGCCGGGUGAUUUUUCCUCACAAUAUUCCGUCGGGUGCAUCACCGAGCACGUUUUCGCCGAGAUCUUGGGGGAUACGAGUUUUAUGACGUCGCACCUGGGGAACGUCCGGCAGUGGCUGAAAAAGCACUCGGAUCUGGUGGUGCAAAAGUUGGAAAGUUUGAAGAUCCCGUACUGCAAGCCCUCGGCGUGCGUCUUUCUCUGGUGCGACUUCUCCGAAUUCGGCAUCCCAGCAUUGGCGUUGUUUCAGCUGCUGAUGGACAAUACCAAAUGCAAACGAAUAUCAUGUUGGGACUGGAAUGAAAGUAUUGCAGAUGAUCAUGUUGUUCUUCCUCAUGCUCAUUUUGCAUGAUUCGCGACGUCUGUCGUGUUGCACUAGCAAGAGCAUCACAUCGAACUCGAAGUUAGUUCUUUCACGAAUAAGUACCUCCUGCUGCUCCCAGACAUGUCGAUUUGCAAUGCAUAGACGAGUACGGUAUUAUGUUCACGCCUGGAAACGAAUUUUACGACAAGAAUGUUCCGCAGCAGGAAGAGGCGCGGGUCUCCGGUUGCUGGAUGCGAAUUUGUUAUGUUGCCGCUGAAACAAGGGCACUGCAGCACGCGCUUGGAAAAUUGGAGAAGUUUGUGUUGGAUCAGCGCAGUAGACAGUCCUGAAUAAGUAGUGCCCGCACCACCAGAUUCUGGAAAAUCGAACAGAAUCCUACACACUGUCCCUCGGACGAAGAAUGGGAAUGGUACCCCUUCCCACUGAAACCUUUGCGCGGCGAAGCGAUUUGUUCAGGGUAAAACUGAAAU
This is a messenger RNA of Amoebophrya sp. A120, 2743 nucleotides long. The record is from the annotation of a GenBank genome assembly. NCBI's taxonomy places the organism in Eukaryota, Dinophyceae, Syndiniales, Amoebophryaceae.